Populus trichocarpa (black cottonwood) is the source of this 1346-nucleotide messenger RNA. RefSeq names its product zinc finger protein ZOP1. The record is from RefSeq and is a predicted model, not a curated record. Gene Ontology annotation, cellular component: precatalytic spliceosome; nucleus. Bases 251 to 931 code for a protein of 226 amino acids. NCBI's taxonomy places the organism in Eukaryota, Viridiplantae, Streptophyta, Magnoliopsida, Malpighiales, Salicaceae. Gene Ontology annotation, molecular function: RNA binding; zinc ion binding. The transcript is spliced from 6 exons. Gene Ontology annotation, biological process: mRNA splicing, via spliceosome.
AAACGACCCGUAUUCCACAGCCGUGCUCGCUCGCCUCAAACUAGAAAGACAAAAGAGAUUUAGAACGACCUGGGUCAAAAAAACCCCAGAAAAUAUUAGGGUUCAAAACAGCAAAUUUCUCCGUCUCCCCAAUCAAAAUCAAAAUCAAAUUCCCAAAUCAUCAUGACGGAGUAUUGGGUAAGCCAAGGCAACAAAUGGUGCGAUUUUUGCAAGAUAUUUAUAUCAAACAACCCUACAAGUAUCCGAAACCAUGAACUUGGCCAACGCCACAAAGAUAAUGUCGCUAAAAAGCUUGAUUCUAUGCGGAAAGAUAACAUCGCCAAGGAGAAACAGCAGAAAGAAGCUGCCCGUGCUCUCGAGCAGAUCGAAGCUAAAGCAAAUCGGAGUUAUCAAAAGGAUGUGGCGAAUCUUAAGGAGGCAAGUAGUCUUCGUGCAUUGGAUAUACAAGAAGAUGGUCAAGAGACUCUUAAUGAUGACAGAGUGGGAUUAUGACAGCACUUCAGGCUAUUAUUACAAUCAAAGCAAUGGUUUACACUAUGAUCCAAACUCAGGCUUUUACUAUUCUGAUGCUAUAGGCAAGUGGGUGACGCAAGAAGAAGCGUAUGCUGCGGUUCGGAUUUCAUCAGGCUCCAGGAAUAAAGAAUCCAGUUUUAAAAAGCCUUUGCCAGCAUCAGCUGUCAGUUCGGUAAAAGAAAAUAAAGUCGCUGCUCAAAGUGGCCCUCCACCUGGUCCGGUAGUUUCAGCUUCUUUAAAUCCUAGAAGAUCUGUUAAAGGCGCUCCUUCAAAAUUUGCUGUUAACAAGAGGAAGAGGCCAGAUGAAAAGCCAAAGGCUGUAUCUGUAGAAGAAAAGGCGGCACUUAAAGCUAGGGAAGCUGCAAGGAAGAGGGUCGAGGAGAGGGAGAAAUCAUUGCUUGGCCUUUACCAACACUGAUUUAGAGCUUCCAAGCAAGCACAUUCUGUAUCCUGAAUAUUAAGGAUAUGGAGUUUUACGCGACAGCAGAUGGAACACAAUGGAAACUUCUUUUGCAACCUGCAUAAAGUGGCUGUCCAUAGUGUUUCAGGUUAUAAUCUGGUCUUUUAUUGCCAUCUGCUCCUAUACGAGGAAUGCUAGGUUUCUAAAAAUGUGGUGAAUGAGGAAACACGAAUAUUAUAAUGUCUGUAACCUUGCAAUCAAAAUGUCAGCUCUGUAUUCUUUUUGAUAAGCAAAUUGACCGCUCAGUUAUGUAAGAUCAUUGUUUCCUUCUGUAGAACGGUGGGAUUGGAGGCAUGUGACUCCUGUGCCAUUUGGAUGAUAGCCCUUUUGGAACUGGAUGUUGCAAUGAAGGAGUGAGUAUUUUUUUUUCCAA